Molecule: messenger RNA, 1173 nt
Organism: Trypanosoma rangeli
Lineage: Eukaryota; Euglenozoa; Kinetoplastea; Trypanosomatida; Trypanosomatidae
Exons: 1
Coding region: 1-1173 (390 amino acids)
Source: RefSeq, a predicted model, not a curated record
AUGGCAACUGCCACAAUACCGCGCUGCAACAGCAAUGAACACAACGACGGCGUCUGGCCGGAGUUUGCGCAAGACGUAUGUGAGGAACUGAACAACAAGCGCUGUCUUGGCCUGGUGGCGUCUCCAUCGAUGGCGGCCGCCGUGUGCCGCUACGUUGACGAGGUGUGCGCAAAGUUGGGCGACGCAAACGACGUGGCAGUGAAGUACGGAACAGACACAAAGACAAAUGACGUAUUGCUCUCACUGCAACGCGCGCCGCGCGUCUGCUUCACCACGGAAGCUAAUAUUGCAAAGCUGCAGAAGUGCAUCGCUGUUUACGGGCGAAUCCCAAUUCUGGUUGUGCUUGAAAUGUACGACGACCGCUCCUUUGUCUUAGAUCUCGACCGUGGCGUGCCGGACACCGAGAAGCUGACGGCAGCGAUCGAGUUGUUUCUUCGUGGUGUGGCGGAAGGUGGUAUUGCAAAGGCCCUUCAAGGCGCGGCACCGCCUGAGGGUGACAAGUUCGUGUCGUCACACAACGUCACGCUUAAUCACGGACUCUGUGCCGUGACGAGCACGCUUCAGCGUCUAAAGCGGAAGGAGCCAGGCGGCGCAAUUUGCGUCUUCUGGAGCGCCCGUUGUGCGAUUUGCCCCGCCGUUCUCAUGAUGAUCGACCAUAUUGUGGGCAUCGUCUGGAAGGCGUCAGAGUCCUGCGGUGUGGUACGGCCCUUCAGCUAUUUGGCCUGUAACGUUGACGAUAACGAUUUUCCCGUGGAAGACUGGCCCGAGACGCCAGAUCAGCAGGUCAUACCGACGAUGGCUGCGUACAAUGGUAACGGGGAGCGCUUUGUGUACAGCGACAAGCGGAGUGCCGCACCUUUUGUCUCCUUUAUGUGUACACACUGCCUGCCAAAGGACCUGCCCAGUGCGGCGCAGAUUACAAGUGUUGCAUUGGCAAUUGCAGAGGAGGUGACAGACGAAAAAUUGUGGGAAGUUGGACUCCCUUCCGCUGCGAGCAAAGUCACAGAGAAGAAGAUCGAACUGCAUGGUGACACGCAUGAAAUGUCUGCCGGCAACUCGCGGGGGAUCGGGCGGAAGAGACCGCCUAGCUGCAGUGAAACUCUGGCGCACGGCAAACAUCCCCAGGGAGAAGAGGAACGGCAGGAAGAAAAGAAAAAUAAAAAGAGAGAGUGA